UUUCAUUUUCGACCAACACCUCACCCUUCGAACGUGCGGCGACGCAUAAAGCAAUUAAAAGAUUAUAUUACUGUUACACCUGAUUGGAUCAGUUAUGCCAUUAUUGACGACAUUACGGAUUCUUUCGCCCCACUUAUUCGCACAAUUGAAUUUGAAGUUGACUCGAUCGAUGAGUUAGUUUUAAUCUUAAAGGAAUCCGAACAAACCGACAUGUUACGUCGGAUUGGUCAUUGUAGAAAAAAAGUUUUAGGAUUAUUAAGACUAUUGGGGAGUAAGGCUGAUGUAAUGAAAGGAUUGAUUAAACGAUGUAAUGAUCUCAAAUGGGAUGUGGUCAUUAGUAACGAAAUAGUGUUAUAUAUGGGUGAUAUACAAGACCAUAUAAUUACCAUGGUUCAAAAUUUGAACCACUACGAAAAAAUUCUUUCACGUUCUCACUCAAAUUAUUUGGCUCAAAUAUCCAUCGAAAUGACACAGGCUAAUAAUCAGAUCAAUGAUAUUCUAUCCCGUCUUACCGCCUUAGGCACAAUACUAAUUCCCAUGAAUCUUGUUACAGGCUUAUGGGGGAUGAACGUCAAGGUUCCCGGUCAGGAAGCGGAAGGACUGACUUGGUUCGUUUCUAUACUAUCAGGAUUGUUGAUAUUCGCCAUUAUAGGAGUCGUGAUGGCACAUAGAACAGGGAUAGUUUGA
Molecule: messenger RNA, 687 nt
Organism: Acaulospora colombiana
Lineage: Eukaryota; Fungi; Glomeromycota; Glomeromycetes; Diversisporales; Acaulosporaceae
Source: the annotation of a GenBank genome assembly